CCCUCGGGCUCCGGGCAGGGGAGCUAGUCUGGGAAAGAGAGAAGGUUUUAAAUAGCGGGGGCCGGGAGGGCGGCGGGCCCGCGCAUGACGGUACUUUAUGAGAAAGGAUGGCGCAGCGGAUGAGAUUACUUUGCUUUCUCAUCCCCUAAGAAAAAACUAAAGUUGGAGGGAGGCGGAGAGAACAGCCAUCCUUAUUUCCUCCCCACGUUUCCGCAGAACGACCGGGACUGCGGCGGGCAGGGAGAGGGCGCAGGACGAGGUGGACCAAUAGCAGUCAACAGGUCCAGGCCGCCGCAGGGCAGCGGGGCCGGGCCUCCGGGCCCCCCUCCUCUCAGAUCCCCUCCCCCCUUCCCUUUCCCCUUUCCUCCCCUCCCCCGCAGGCCCGGCCCGGCAGGGGAGGCCGGCUCUGCACUCCCCGCCCCACCCGGUGAGACUGCGGCCGCCUAGGCCUGGGCUCUCGGGGUGGGGGUGGGGCGGGGGUUCCCUGCCGGAGAAUCCUCCCCCGGGGCUGGCGGCGGGAGGGGGAGGGGAUGGAAAUCGGGGAAUGGAGGAUUAAGAAGGACUCGAGCUCGGCACGAGCGUGGCCCGCGCGAGGGAUCCUGGGUAAAAAGUGGCCGCGCGGCACCGGGAGAGCGCGGAGAGGAGCCGGGGUCAGAGGUCAGGGCCCUGGAGCCCUGCGUGCAGAUCCCCCCCACGUGAACGCAGCGAGCAGGAGGAACCUUUUUGUUUUCGACCGCGCCAGCAUGCUCCCCUAUUGACCGCGCUGCUUUUCCCGGGCCGCUGGAGCAGAGGAGCUCCAUCCCGUAUCUCCUAACCCCACCCACCCCCCCUUCCACCACCAACACACUACCCAACUCUACCCUUCCUCUCAACUCACUUCCCAGCCCCCCGUACCGGGCUUGCAAUAACGCAGUAAAUUUGCUUUAACAACAAGUGGGGGUGGUUGCAUUUACUCCUCCCUCUCUUCUCUCCUCCCCCUUCUCUUGCUGCGGCUCUUGACACUACUACAAACCAGGACUAUAAACAUAAACAUGUGUCACUGUAACUGGGCAGAAGCGGCUGACAUGGUCAACAUAUUUAUCAAAGAAACCCCCUGGCUUUUGAAGAAUAGUACUUUAUACAUCUGGAUCUGCACAUCCAGGCAAAGCUCAGAAAUAUCCGUUUAUUCUUUUAAGCACACGGAUGUGUCUAUUUUUGGAAGAACAAGGAAACAUAUAAAUGCUUGAGUUGCAUUUAUGCUGUAGUUCCAAACACCGAACAGUUAAGAAGAUUUUGCUGAAUUUUGCAAAGCAGCCAACAAACUGCCUUGGGAUCGUGGUAAUGCGACUGGGAAGACCUUUGCUCUCAUUUGGCAAUAUUUUGGAUAUCCUUGAAAAUGACACCAAAAUAUACUUUAAUUUGACUAAGAAGAGGUUAAACAAUAUUGAUAUUCAUCCAAAGUGAUUUUUUUUUAAAGCAGAUGCUUGGCUUUCAUGGAGAAAAAUUUGGGAGUUGUGGAAGAUUCAUUUAAACUACCAAUCAAGAGCAUCACAGACCACUGAAAUAGUCUGCAUCGUACAUCAACACUUUCUUUUCAUCGUUAUUACCUAAAACCUAUGGAAGCACCUUGGGCGUUUUACAUUUUCUUUUCUUUGCUACAGAAGCAAUCUGCUCCAUGGAAUUCUGACCUGUCGUGAACAGGACCCUGGCUAAGGCUGUGCUGGGGACUCUAGGACCAUCCCGCCUCCAAUCCAGCCUGGUUAAUUGUGAAAAGUGUACACAUUUCUGGCUUAUCUAUGCUUUGUUAUGGGUCUGACGUGAAACUACCUCCUCCCCACCCCACCCCCCAGCAGAGAACCAAAAUCCAGUUGAAUUGUUACAGUGUUUCGGAGCUGGAGCCUUGAACUGCUUCCUUGGUCAAAUAACUUUGUUUCUGGUUGUAAAAAGGCAUUUUAGGGCGGGGGGGGGGAACAAGGAUAAUCGAGAGAAAUUCAAAACGUAAGUCUGUACUGGGGUGGUUCACCGCGCGGAUUUAACUUUGGAGCUCCCAGCCGGGUUCCUUGCCCCACUCCCAUAAGGGAAAUACCAGGCUAUUCUGCACGUUUUCACUUAAGCUCCAUUUUCCAAAGGACAAGGGGGUGGGGUAUAUGUAUUUAGGCUUGAUAAUGUUUUAAAACUGCUUUUCUUUGAAAUGAUAAUAGCUAUAGCGGUAAAAUGCAAAUAAAGCAAAAAUAGGCAAUAUUCCUUUAAAGGCGAAUAUACAGGGCUUUUUUUUUUUUUUUAAAGCGUACACACACUGCUUCUGAUGAAGUCUGUGAGUCAGCCUGUUUCUGAGCUCCGAUAGUUUAAUGGAAAGAUUUAUAUACCGACUGUAUUAUUUACUUUGGGAGGGGAGGUGGCAGUAUAAGGGUAUGCUAAUUAGUGGGAGAUUUUGGGGGGAAGGGGUGGAAUAUCAAUUUUUAUUGCAUCACCUGUCAGGAGUGUCCAAUCAGCGCUGGCUUUAGGGGAAUUAAUUGAUGAAGGUGUCUCCGGACGAGCUCACUUCACUCUGUCAUUUUAUUUGUAGCUAAAGCAGCGGCGGGAAUAGCAGCUGCAUUUCUUUUCUCUUUCUCCCUUCACAUUCCAUUAUCAUAGUGCUCCAAUGGAGAAGGAAGGAAUAGAGGGGCCCAGGUACUGAUCUGCAUCGGGGACUUAGACUAACACACUGGCAGAUCAGAAACCGGAUGGUUUUUUCCCUCUUUUUUAAAAAAACGAAAACCAAAAAAAAAGCAAGAAUCAAGUCAGUGUAAUUUCAUAGUUUUUUUUUUCCCCCCAAUAAUUUCGCCUAGAGUUUGGCACUCCCUUCGCCGGGAAUAACAGUCUUUGUUAUUUUAUUAGCAGGAUGCCUUGAGACACACGCAGCAUCUGGUGGAGGAUUAACAUACAUACAUGUGUAUGUAUGCGUCACGUAUAUAUUUACUGCAAAUGGUGGGGAUCGUUUAGUGCCCGAGAUGGGAGACCUGAAGUCAGGUUUUGAAGAGGUGGAUGGCGUGAGGCUCGGCUACCUCAUCAUUAAAGGAAAGCAAAUGUUUGCCCUCUCCCAAGUCUUCACGGAUCUGCUGAAAAACAUCCCGAGGACGACCGUGCACAAGCGCAUGGAUCAUCUGAAAGUGAAAAAGCACCACUGCGAUCUGGAGGAGUUGCGGAAACUCAAGGCAAUCAACAGCAUCGCCUUCCACGCCGCCAAAUGCACUCUCAUCUCCCGGGAAGACGUGGAAGCGCUCUACACCUCCUGCAAAACCGAGCGCGUCCUCAAGACCAAGCGCAGGAGGGUCGGCCGGGCCCUGGCCACAAAGGCGCCGCCGCCAGAGCGCGCCGCCGCCGCCGCCGCCGCCGCCGCCAGCCCCCGCCCGGGUUUUUGGAAGGACAAGCACCAACUUUGGCGGGGCCUGAGUGGAGCCGCGCGGCCCCUGCCAAUCAGCGCGCAGUCCCCGCGCCCGGGCGCCGCCGUCGUGCGCCCAGCCGCCCAUCUACCUCAGAUUUUUAGCAAAUAUCCGGGCUCGCACUACCCGGAAAUCGUGCGCUCGCCUUGCAAACCCCCUCUAAACUAUGAAACUGCCCCGCUCCAGGGAAACUACGUCGCUUUCCACUCGGACCCUACUUAUUUUCGGAGCCUGCUGUGCAGCAAGCACCCGGCUGCCGCCGCCGCCGCCGCAGCCGCCGCGGCCGCCGCCGCCGCCGCCGCCGCCGCUGCCGCCGCCUACUACCAGGCGUCGGCGGCCGGGCCCCAACCCAAGGCGGCGGCGAGCGCCGGAGGCCCCGUGAGCCUGACCUACCGGUGCAAGCGCAAGCGCGGGGGCGCCAAAGACUGCCUGCUGGAGCCCCACGCCGGCGCCCGCCGCCUGCUUCUGCUGCCCAGGUCCUAUAAAGCCAAGGCGGCGGCCGCAGCGGCGGCCGCGGCGGCGGCGGCGGCCGCCGGGGCCAGUUGCCUGGAGAGGUUUCAUCUGGUUAACAGCUUCUGCCCGCCUCCCCACCACCACCACCACCACCACCACCAUCACCACCACCACCAUCACCACCACCACCACAGGGCCCAGCAGCCGCAGCCGAAUCACCACCCCCCUCAUCACCACCGGCCGCAGCCCCAUCUGGGCAGCUUUCCCGAGAGUUGCAGCAGCGACUCCGAGUCCAGCUCCUACUCGGACCAUGCAGCCAACGACUCAGAUUUUGGCUCCAGUUUGUCUAGCUCCAGCAACUCUGUGUCCUCCGAGGAAGAGGAGGAGGAGGGAGAGGAGGAGGAGGAGGAAGAGGAGGAGGACGAGGAGGAGGGGGGCAGUGGGGCCUCGGAUUCCAGUGAAGUCAGCUCGGAGGAGGAGGACUCGUCCACGGAGUCGGACUCCAGCUCCGGCUCCAGCCAAGUGUCAGUGCAGAGCAUCCGUUUCAGGCGCACCAGCUUCUGCAAGCCUCCCAGCGUGCAGGCGCAGGCCAACUUCUUGUACCAUCUGGCCUCCGCCGCCGCUGCAACCAAACCCGCUGCUUUCGAGGAUGCCGGCAGACUUCCCGACCUCAAGAGUAGUGUCAAAGCGGAGUCGCCCGAGGAGUGGAAUCUGCAGAGCUGGGCCCCCAAAGCGUCUCCGGUGUACUGCCCGGCCAGCCUGGGGAGUUGUUUCACAGAGAUAAGGAACGAUAGGGUAUCUGAGAUUACAUUCCCACACUCUGAAAUUCCCAGUACUGUAAAGAGAACUGAGCUGACAAUUAACUGCCUGGCGGAGGGGGCCUCUUCACCUAGCCCAAAGACAAACAAUGCAUUUCCACAACAAAGAAUACUCCGAGAGGCUAGGAAAUGCCUACAAGCAACUCCUACUACAUACUGUGCAGAUAACAACACAAUAGCUGCUAGGUUCUUAAGUAAUGAUUCUUCGGGAGUGGCAGCAAAUUCAGAAAAAGAUUCCAAAAUCCCUCAUUGCACUGAAUUUGCUACGGAUUUGCCCUCUUCGCCAACUGAUCCCGAGGUGGAUGCAGCAGCAGCAGCAACUAAAGCCGAGAAUCCCUGCACUGACACAGGCGACAAGACAUUGCCAUUUCUGCACAAUAUUAAAAUCAAAGUAGAAGACAGUAGUGCUAAUGAAGAAUAUGAACCUGACCUUAUUACAAAUAAGCUAAAGUGCGAGUGCAAUGAUACAAAGGGUGAGUUUUACAGUGUGACUGAAAGUAAAGAGGAGGACGCCUUGUUAACCACAGCCAAGGAAGGUUUUGCCUGCCCUGAAAAAGAAGCUCCUUCCUUAAGUCCACUGGCUCAGAGUCAGGGCCUUUCAUGCACUUUAGGUUCUCCACAACCUGAGGAUGGGGAAUAUAAAUUUGGUGCCAGGGUGAGAAAAAAUUACCGGACACUAGUACUGGGAAAGCGACCUGUACUUCAGACACCUCCAGUCAAACCAAAUCUGAAAUCAGCUAGAAGUCCUCGUCCUACAGGUAAAACUGAGACACAUGAAGGAACACUGGAUGAUUUUACAGUUAUAAACAGACGCAAAAAGGUAGCCAGCAAUGUAGCAUCAGCAGUGAAAAGGCCAUUUAAUUUCAUGGCAAAUUUUCCUUGUCCACCAUCACUCAUUAUUGGGAAGGAUGGGGAUUUGUGGCCAGCGUAUUCCUUAAACACCACUAAGGAUUCCCAACCUCCUCACAAGGCCCAUCCUAUAUGGAAAUGGCAGCUGGGCGGUUCUGCAAUACCUCUUCCACCUAGUCACAAAUUCAGGAAAUUUAAUUCAUAAAAGUGUUUUGGAAGAUAUUUUCUUGAACCAUAUUCCCUUCCUUUUGUUGUAAACUGCACAGGAUGGUUUGUACAAGUCCAUUAAUGUGUUACACCCCUUUUGGAGUCCUGGUUUAUCGCAUUUUGAAGACAGAAAUCGGAUUACUUUUUUUUCCAUUGCGGGUUUUUU
Molecule: messenger RNA, 5894 nt
Organism: Orcinus orca (killer whale)
Lineage: Eukaryota; Metazoa; Chordata; Mammalia; Artiodactyla; Delphinidae
Gene: SKIDA1
Product: SKI/DACH domain containing 1
Exons: 3
Coding region: 2970-5726 (918 amino acids)
Source: RefSeq, a predicted model, not a curated record